GCGCGCGCACGAGCCGAGCUGAGAACGCAGACAGACGCUGAGACGCGACGCGACGCGACGCGAGGAGACCCUCGACAUUCCGCUGGAAAGUGUCCCGAUCUGACGCCGAGAUGCCGUACAUCCUCAUCAGCACACAGAUCAGACUGGAGACGGGGCCCACAACGGUCGGAGACGAAUAUUCGGAUCCAUCCAUCAUGGAGUACCUUGGAGCCCGAAAAACCAUCAUACUGGGAAACAACUUCUCCGAGUAUCAUGUGGACGAGCCGCCGAGACUCGUCUUAGACAAACUCGACAAGAUCGGAUUCAGAGUUGUCAGUAUGACGGGCGUCGGACAGACUCUGGUCUGGUGUCUUCAUAAAGAGGCCAGUGACGCGCUGUGACUCGACGGCUCGUGUGUUCCAGGUCAACCAGGCGAUCACAGAAUCAACGUUUACAAAAGAAAUAAAGCUACAUGUUUG
Rhinichthys klamathensis goyatoka is the source of this 458-nucleotide messenger RNA. It is a transcript of the gene gchfr, whose product is annotated as GTP cyclohydrolase I feedback regulator. The transcript is spliced from 3 exons. Gene Ontology annotation, cellular component: cytoplasm; nucleus. NCBI's taxonomy places the organism in Eukaryota, Metazoa, Chordata, Actinopteri, Cypriniformes, Leuciscidae. Bases 111 to 380 code for a protein of 89 amino acids. Gene Ontology annotation, molecular function: GTP cyclohydrolase binding. Gene Ontology annotation, biological process: negative regulation of biosynthetic process. The record is from RefSeq and is a predicted model, not a curated record.